AUCUUCUUCACAAUCUCAGGUGUGAUUCAUCUCUACAAAUUAUCAAUCAUUUCUACAAUCAGACAAAAACAGAGCGCUCUGUUUUUUUCUUCUUCUUAAUCACUCAAUGGAAACAGAAACCGAAAACAAAGAACAUCAAUGGAAGAAUUCGAUGUCUUCAAGGUCAUCUUCACGAUCUUCAUCCAUAACAUCUGCUUCUUCGGAUGGCCACUUUGAUAUCCGACACUUUCCUCUUCCUAAGCCAUCAUUGUCUGCUUCUGAGGCACAGAAACUGAGAGAGUCACAUCAGGCCUAUAAUUCAUCCGUUAGCUCUUAUACCAGUUCGUCUUGGUCCUCAAAUCACCAGAACCACCUCGUUGAUUUACCCGGUUACGAUCCAUCCCGAAUUCCAUCUUCGGUUUUCUCUAGUAAACCGGGUAAUUCGACGGAAUGGAGUCUAGCUUCUAAUGAAUCUUUGUUUAGCAUCCACGAUGGGAAUUUUAGCAUUUCAACAGCAUUGAGAUUGGCUGAGAUACCGAAAUUUGAAGAAACGGUUCACGAAAUAACCGAAAUCAACACGGUUCCUCUUCCUCCUCCUUUACCUCCGGUUAAAAAACCAAAUGAAUCUGAGGAAGAGACGAUUUUAGAGGAGGAACCAUACCAGGUGGAGAAUUUAGACUCUGAGAUUGACGAUAAUGAAGAAGAAGAAGAGAAGAUGAGUGAAGUCGAGAGCGACGAUGAACAUGAAGAUAUGAUCGAAGCAGAGGUUUUAGUAGAGAAAGAAGUAAUAGAAACUCUGAAGGAGAAUAAACCAGAAGACUCGAACAGUAUAGUUUCACAUUCCCCGAGCAUUUCUUGUCGUUCGGACACCAGCAAUAACAGCAUAGGUUCUUUCGCAUUCCCACUAUUGCAAAAAGAAGACGCAGUUAUCAAAACGCCGUCUAUGCUAAUCAAAGGAAACGUUUCCCACAAGCGAAGACCCGAGUAUCAGCUGCCUCAGAAGCGAAUGCUACCGCCACAACAGCAACUGCAACCUUAUUCAGAAUCUAGUAUGCUAACUGAGUCUGAGUCGGAAUCAAUCCAACAAAGUAAGGCAUCGAAAAAAUUCGAGUCUCGAACGCAAUCGCUAAAAGCUUCAAGAACAUGCUGACAGAUGCCUUCAGACGUUGUCUUCUCGCUCUGCUUACUCUGUUUUGCUACCUGUCUCGCCGGGAAAAUCACUGUUUUAGCUGAUUCGGAUAAAUCGGUGUUGCUUCGGUUUAAGAAAACGGUAUCGGACCCUGGUUCGAUUCUCGCUAGCUGGGUCGAGGAGAGCAAAGAUUACUGUUCCUGGUUUGGUGUAUCUUGUGAUUCGACCUCACGAGUCAUGGCUCUUAACAUUAGUGGCUCUGGAAGCGAUAAAGGGAGUUCUCAAAUUAGUCGAAAUCGUUUCACUUGUGGUGAUAUUGGUAAGUUUCCGUUGUAUGGGUUUGGUAUUCGGAGGGAUUGCGCCGGAAAUCAUGGAGCUUUGGCGGGGAAUUUGCCUUCUGUAAUCAUGGGUCUAACAGAACUUAGGGUUUUGUCUCUGCCCUUCAAUUCGUUUAGUGGAGAGAUUCCUGUAGGAAUCUGGGGAAUGGAGAAGCUGGAAGUUCUUGAUCUGGAAGGGAAUUUGAUGACCGGGUCGUUGCCGGAUCAGUUUACUGGGUUACGGAAUUUGCGGGUUAUGAAUUUAGGGUUUAACCGAGUUUCAGGUGAAAUCCCUAAUUCGCUGAAGAAUCUGUCAAAGUUGGAGAUUUUGAAUUUGGGUGGUAAUAAGUUGAAUGGAACUGUUCCUGGUUUUGUUGGGAGAUUCAGAGUGGUUCACUUGCCGUUAAACUGGCUUCAAGGCUCUUUGCCUAAAGAUAUUGGGGAUAGCUGUGGAACGCUUGAGCAUUUAGAUUUGUCUGGUAAUUUCUUGACUGGGAGGAUUCCAGAGAGUUUGGGGAAAUGUGGCGGUUUAAGGUCGUUGUUGUUGUAUAUGAAUACGUUGGAGGAGACUAUCCCUUUAGAAUUUGGGAAUCUUCAGAAGCUUGAGGUUUUGGAUGUUUCUAGGAACACUCUUAGUGGUCCAUUACCUGUUGAACUCGGGAAUUGCUCUUCCUUGUCUGUUCUCGUGUUAUCGAAUUUGUACAAUGUGUAUGAAGACAUUAAUAGUAUAAGAGGGGAAGCUGAUUUACCUCCAGGCGCUGAUUUAACCUCGAUGACCGAGGAUUUCAAUUUCUAUCAAGGAGGAAUUCCGGAGGAAAUCACUAGGCUUCCGAAACUAAAGAUACUGUGGGUGCCAAGAGCUACGUUAGAAGGGAGAUUUCCAGGAGAUUGGGGUUCAUGUCAAAACUUGGAGAUGGUUAAUUUGGGUCAGAACUUCUUUAAAGGUGAAAUUCCUGUAGGUCUUAGUAACUGUAAGAACCUUCGUCUUCUUGAUUUGAGCUCGAAUAGGUUGACGGGAGAGCUUCUCAAAGAGAUUUCGGUCCCAUGCAUGAGUGUUUUUGAUGUUGGUGGAAACAGCUUAUCGGGUGUAAUCCCUGAGUUUCUCAAAAAUACCACAAGCCAUUGUCCUCCUGUUGUUUACUUUGACAGGUUUUCUAUUGAAUCUUACAGCGACCCGUCGUCUGUUUAUCUCUCCUUCUUCACCGAGAAGGCUCAAGUUGGAACUUCCUUGAUAGAUCUUGGAGGUGAUGGAAGUCCGGCCGUGUUUCAUAAUUUUGCAGACAACAACUUCACUGGUACUCUCAAGUCUAUACCACUUGCACAGGAGCGGUUGGGAAAGCGAGUCUCUUACAUAUUUUCUGCUGGAGGGAACCGGUUAUACGGGCAAUUCCCUGGAAAUCUGUUUGAUAACUGCGACGAACUCAAAGCUGUUUAUGUCAAUGUAAGCUUCAACAAGCUCUCAGGUCGGAUUCCUCAGGGACUAAACAACAUGUGCACUUCUCUUAAGGUUCUUGAUGCCUCGUUGAAUCAGAUCUUCGGGCCAAUCCCAUCGAGUCUUGGGGAUCUAGGUUCGCUUGUUGCUCUUAAUCUGAGCUGGAAUCAGUUGCAAGGUCAGAUUCCGGGUAGCCUUGGGAAGAAGAUGACAGCUUUGACAUAUCUUUCGAUUGCGAAUAAUAACCUCACGGGGCAAAUACCUCAGAGCUUUGCUCAGUUACAUUCCUUGGAUGUUCUUGAUCUCUCUUCAAAUUAUCUAUCUGGCGGCAUUCCUCAUGAUUUCAUAAACUUGAAGAAUCUCACUGUCCUGCUUCUCAACAAUAACAACCUCUCUGGCCCAAUCCCAUCUGGUUUCGCGACAUUUGCGGUUUUCAAUGUUUCCUCCAACAAUUUGUCAGGUCCAGUUCCUUUAACCAACGGACUGACGAAAUGCAGCACUAUUCGUGGAAACCCCUAUCUUCGACCUUGCCAUGUGUUUUCUCUGACGACUCCGUCUUCGGAAUCCCGAGACUCCACAGGAGAUUCUAUCACACAGGAUUACGCAUCUUCGCCUGUUGAAAACGCUCCAUCUCAGUCGGCAGGAAAGGGCGGAUUCAACUCGCUAGAGAUUGCUUCAAUCGCAUCAGCUUCAGCAAUUGUCUCGGUUCUGAUCGCUCUUGUGAUUCUCUUCUUCUACACGAGAAAAUGGCAUCCGAAAUCAAAGAUCAUGGCCACUACAAAACGUGAAGUCACUAUGUUUAUGGACAUCGGAGUUCCAAUAACCUUUGACAACGUGGUUAGAGCCACAGGAAAUUUCAAUGCGAGCAAUCUGAUUGGAAACGGUGGAUUUGGAGCGACCUACAAAGCAGAAAUCUCUCAAGAUGUGGUUGUGGCAAUCAAACGCCUCUCGAUCGGACGGUUUCAGGGAGUCCAACAGUUCCACGCAGAGAUCAAAACUCUUGGUAGACUGCGACACCCGAACCUAGUGACUCUCAUUGGUUACCACGCUAGCGAAACGGAGAUGUUCCUGGUUUACAACUAUCUCCCAGGAGAGCUGCUAUCGGACAAGAAAGCGCUAGAUCCAUCGUUUGUGUCGUAUGGUAACGGAUUCAACAUUGUGCAAUGGGCUUGUAUGCUGUUGAGACAAGGACGGGCAAAGGAGUUUUUCACAGCGGGAUUGUGGGAUGCGGGUCCGCAUGAUGAUCUAGUAGAGGUUCUGCAUUUAGCGGUAGUUUGUACGGUGGAUUCUCUAUCAACGAGGCCGACGAUGAAGCAAGUUGUAAGACGGUUAAAGCAGCUCCAGCCUCCGUCGUGUUAGCACCUCCCUCCGCAGGAUUUGAUUAUU
Messenger RNA from Arabidopsis arenosa, 4243 nucleotides. The record is from the annotation of a GenBank genome assembly. Lineage: Eukaryota; Viridiplantae; Streptophyta; Magnoliopsida; Brassicales; Brassicaceae.